CACGCACGCGGUUCCGGGUUCACAGAUCUGCUGUGGCGCUGGGGCUCGGCUGGUUAAGGAAGCUGCUUUUGUCUCCCCCCCCCCCCCUUGGUUCCCAGGUCGCUCGCCUUGUCACCUAGGGGUGACCGGGGAUAAGGGAGCUGACCGCUGGGUCAAGUUGGGAGUGGCAGCGCCGGACUUCGAACUCGCGCUCCGCGAGGCAUUGUAGAACCGAGAUGACCCAGUCUUUGGUUUGUCCCGAGACCGUGAGCAGGGUCAGUUCUGUGCUUAAUCGCAACAGUCGGCAGUUUGGAAAGAAACAUCUUUUUGACCAGGAUGAAGAGACGUGCUGGAACUCUGACCAGGGCCCCUCCCAGUGGGUGUCACUCGAGUUUCCCCAGCGUGUUCAGAUCACGCAGCUGCAGGUGCAGUUCCAGGGUGGCUUCUCCAGUCGCCACAGCUGCCUGGAAGGUUCACAGGGUGGGGAGGCCCUCAGCAAGAUCGUAGAUCUCUAUCCUGAGGACACCAAUGCCCUUCAGAUAUCCUGCCUGUCCUGUGGUGGGAGGGACCUGGUUUUCUACAAGCUUUGGAUCAUUGGGUAUGGUGGAACAGGCACUGGGGAGGCCAGGGCAGAAGGAUCUAGAAUGCCAGGCCAGCCUGGACACAUGACCAGACCCUGUCUCAAAAGAAUAAAGGCUUUGGCCGCCUACACUUGAGUAGGAACUAUAGCUCAGUGCUUUAGUGCCCUGGAGGUGGAAACAGGAAAAUCAGGACUUCAAGGUCAUCCUCAACUACACAGUUUGAGGCAAGCCUGGGCUAUCUGCGAUCCCGUAUUUUAAAAAAAAGAAAUAAAGAAAGAAGGUGCUGUUGGUUUCUUGCUGGGUUUGAGAGGCAUCAAGAGCCUGCAGUCACUAGCCCAUUGGGUGGUCUCUGGACUGGGAAGGUGGGGUCGGAUGGGUCAGAGAUAAAGCCACCAUUUCCUUGACUGCAAGAGGUCACACCUUCUCCAUCCCCACCAUGGAGGUGGACCGGCUGAAGUUGACUUUUGAGGACACCACCGACUUUUUUGGCCGUGUAGUCAUCUACCACCUGCGGGUGCUGGGUGAGAAGGCAGGGUGAGAAGAGUCGGCGGUUACUUCCUCCAGGAAGCCCCCCUGGGAGGCACCCAGAAGGCCUUCAAGUUCUGCACGGAUUUAUUGGUUCCCAUUGCGGAGGGCCCUUCCCACCACUGUCCAGGAGCUGCCUUUCAAGCCAGUUGUGGGCUGACUGGUUUGUCUCCGAGUGCCUGGGUUCCCAAGAGGCUGUCUUCACUCAGGGUCCGCAGGCCCCAGGGUACUCUGGAACAGUUUGAGGAUGUGGCUCUCCAUCACCUGUUGCACUGUGGGAGGAGGUGGGAGGAAGUGUGAGCUGGUGUGCACUGGAAGAGGGGACUGAAGAUGCUUAGCCUCAGACGCAGAAAGGAGGCUCCAGCCAAGUGCUUUUCUGCUCUUGCAGGGCCGGGCUGCCUGUCUACCUUGAGAAUAGGUCGCUUUAAGGCGAGGUUUGUCUGUCGCUUUAAGGCGAGGUCUGUCUGUCCCCCUCCACGCACUGCAUCCCACCCACUCUCCACAUUGUAGCUCUCCCUGCCUCCAGAACCAUGAAUCCAAAUAAAACUUCAAGACGAAAAAAAAAAUCACCCUAUCUAUGGUAACUCUGUUAUAGCAAGAGAAACAGAAGUCUGGGAUGUGGAUGGAGGUGAUGACUAAGACCACACCCACCCUGGGGCGGGGGCUGGGCUUGUGUCUCCUGGGGGCAGCUUACAGUCAUACACUGGUGUCCCUGCUGCCGCCUGGGUGCUAAGGGCCAUGUUUCCUACCAGGAUCUGGCACCCAUGGGGAACACCCUGUGUGCCCCUCUCUGCAGCCACCCCACCCACAGCCCCUCAGCCCGCCAUUGUAUCCCAAGCCCACCUUUUCGGUAUCCCAGGGCCACUGCGAGGUCCAUUGGGGUGUAGCCAGAGUCGGCCUCUGUGGUGAGGUCAGCACCCCGGGCUGUGAAGAGGAAUAAGCACUCAAAGGCAGGAGCCCCCGGCAGGGCUUGGGGACUGAUGUCUGGAGGGACCCUUCUCUCCCCACCCCCAGUAACAACGACAGGUCUGCCCUUUGUGCAUUGACACAGGACAGUGGUCAGACUCAGUAGCCCUUAUCCAAAAACAGGGUUUAGAGUAUCUGAGGCAUGGAGGGUAGGAGGCUCAUCGUGGCUGACAGGAUCCAACACAAACACCCUCAUACUACUCUGCCUCUUCGUGGUCUAUGCUUGGAGCCCAUGAUUCCUGCAGGGCCCAUGGGCUCCCACUCACCCAGUAAGGCCUCCACGCACUUCACAUGGUUCCCA
Molecule: messenger RNA, 2352 nt
Organism: Mastomys coucha (southern multimammate mouse)
Lineage: Eukaryota; Metazoa; Chordata; Mammalia; Rodentia; Muridae
Gene: Nr2c2ap
Product: nuclear receptor 2C2 associated protein
Exons: 4
Coding region: 216-695 (159 amino acids)
Source: RefSeq, a predicted model, not a curated record